AACGCUGCAGACUUAAAUCAGUCCUACUCAAGGAUGCAUCUCAAACUCUUUUCUCUUCUUCUGGUUCAGGGGACUGGAGUACUGAGCAUCAACUGGGAGAACAUUAAACCAAAAUAUCCAACUGUAGAACCCGUAGAUCUUAGUUCCCUUGAUGAGCAUGUUCUGCAGAACAUUAUCCAGAUGGGACCUCCAGCUGCAGAACAGUAUCCAGGAUAUAAGAAAGGAAACAACGUGUUCUCUGAUGUGUGUGGAAGACCAGCUAAGGAUGAAAGGAUAGUUGGAGGAGAGGAGGCUACCCCACAUACUUACCCAUGGAUGGCAGCACUGUUUGUUGACGAUUCUUGGUUUUGCGGUGGAUCCCUGGUAUCCGAUGAAUGGGUUCUUACUGCUGCUCAUUGUGCUCAUGAUGCCACUGAGAUGGUUGUUAUGCUUGGAGCUCACAAUGUCAGAGAAGCAUCUGAAGAAGGAAGAAUUGAGUUGACAACUAGAGAUUUCUUUACUCAUCCCAAGUACAGCACCAUUACACUGCAUAAUGAUCUUGCUCUUGUUCAUCUUCCAACUAAGGUUAACUUCACCUCUAAUAUUAUGCCUGUAUGUCUUCCAUCCCACUCUGAAGCUGAGGAGGUGUGGGCUCAUGAACUAGCAGAGGCUAGUGGUUGGGGUAAACCUAAUGACGAGGCGACCUCCAUCAGUCCAGUACUGAGACAUGUUGAUGUUGAUACAAUCACCAACCUGGCCUGCGCUCUACAGUUCCCCACUGUUGUCAAUAAGAACAUUAUCUGUAUAUCAGGAAAGAAUGGGAAAUCAACUUGUAACGGUGAUAGCGGUGGUCCUCUUCAUCUAGUCACUGAUGGUGUUUACAAGCAGAUCGGAAUAACCAGCUUUGGUUCAUCUCUUGGAUGCGAGAUUGGUAUGCAUGCUGGAUUCACUAGGCCAGCUUCUUUCCUAGAGUGGAUUGAAACUGAGACCAACAUUCAAAUUGAUCCUUAGAUCAGGCUGCAAAUCUUUAAAUUUGAAUAGCAUGGUGUAUAGUAAACCUUGUAUUAUUUUCAAAUAAAUGAUUACAGUUCUUUUAAA
Messenger RNA from Eurytemora carolleeae, 1077 nucleotides. RefSeq names its product brachyurin. The record is from RefSeq and is a predicted model, not a curated record. Gene Ontology annotation, molecular function: serine-type endopeptidase activity. The transcript has a single exon. Lineage: Eukaryota; Metazoa; Arthropoda; Copepoda; Calanoida; Temoridae. The coding region runs from base 34 to 990 and encodes 318 amino acids. Gene Ontology annotation, biological process: proteolysis.